AAUCACAUUAAGUUACCUCGUCUUCCUCUUAGGCUUUAAGCUAACAGCCUGACUGUAACUGGGAGAGUUUCCUUGGAACAGAAAACCCACGAAAAUGGUGGUGUUUUGCAGUCCCACUUCUCUUUCAUGGACUCAUUUCAUCUCUUCUUCUCUUCACAUCCCUCAAUCUUUCUCUGUGGGUGAGACUAAUAGAUUCAGGGUUUUUUGUGGAGCUGCUCCGUCCCAAAGGGAUAAUCACAUGGCUGUAUCAGUGACAGGAGCUACAGGUUUUAUAGGUAAAAGAUUGGUGCAAAGACUGCAUGCAGACAAUCAUAAUGUUUGUGUCUUGACACGCUCUAAAUCCAAAGCAGAGUUAAUAUUUCCGGUGAAGAACUUCCCAGGAAUCAUAAUUGCAGAGGAGGCAGGGUGGAAGGAUUGCAUUGAAGGAUCAAAUGCUGUUGUAAAUUUGGCUGGAAUGCCCAUAAGCACAAGAUGGUCUCCCGAGAUUAAAAAGGAAAUUAAGCAAAGCAGGAUCAGAGUCACUUCAAAGGUUGUAGAUUUAAUAAAUAAUUCACCUCAAGGAGUUCAGCCUACUGUGUUGGUUAGUGCAACAGCCGUUGGUUAUUAUGGCACAAGUGAAACACGAGUAUUUGAUGAGAGCAGUCCAUCAGGAAAUGAUUACUUAGCUGAGGUUUGUAGAGAAUGGGAGGCAACAGCGCUUAAAGUAAAUAAGGAUGUAAGAUUAGCACUUAUCCGCAUUGGAGUGGUACUUGGCAAAGAUGGUGGUGCUCUAGCUAAAAUGAUCCCUCUCUUCAUGAUGUUUGCUGGAGGACCUUUGGGCUCUGGACAGCAAUGGUUUUCCUGGAUUCACUUGGAGGACAUAGUGAACUUAAUAUAUGAAGCUUUAUCCAAUCCAUCUUAUAGAGGUGUAUAUUCUUCCAUUCAUCAACUAGAUCAUUGUUCUUGUUUUCCAUAUAAGAGUGUAUUUAUUAUGCUCAUUGACUUUUUCCAUAUGUUCAUCCUCCUUUUGUUUACCAAAAUCUCAGGAGUUAUAAAUGGAACUGCACCAAACCCUGUUCGAUUGUCAGAGAUGUGUGAUCAAUUGGGAAAUGUCAUGGGCCGACCAUCAUGGCUACCUGUGCCAGACUUUGCCCUCAAGGCAGUACUAGGGGAAGGUGCUUCAGUGGUUCUGGAGGGUCAAAAGGUGCUUCCUGCUAAAGCCAAGGAGUUGGGUUUCCCAUUUAAGUACCCUUACGUCAAGGAUGCCCUCAAAUCCAUUCUUUCCUAAGACUACAAGAUAGAUGCGUCGUCGUAUUCUUUUUUUUUUUUUAAUGUUUUUUGGUAGAGGUAUAACCCAUAGCUACCAAUAGAAUCACUGAAAUUUUUCU
Messenger RNA from Durio zibethinus, 1367 nucleotides. Lineage: Eukaryota; Viridiplantae; Streptophyta; Magnoliopsida; Malvales; Malvaceae. The record is from RefSeq and is a predicted model, not a curated record.